Drosophila eugracilis is the source of this 1756-nucleotide messenger RNA. RefSeq names its product serine proteinase stubble. Lineage: Eukaryota; Metazoa; Arthropoda; Insecta; Diptera; Drosophilidae. Gene Ontology annotation, biological process: proteolysis. The record is from RefSeq and is a predicted model, not a curated record. The coding region runs from base 473 to 1624 and encodes 383 amino acids. The transcript has 7 exons. Gene Ontology annotation, molecular function: serine-type endopeptidase activity.
CGGCGCGUGCGGUUGUGGCUUAUAAUAUCCCAGCUAGUGACUCCCAACAUCGAAGAACAGUUCUUGGAAACGGAAAAUGUGUGAAACUCGGGUGCGUGGCUGCUGGGAAAAGGAAAACUAAUGGAAAACUGUGCCAUCCAGCCAUAGAGCCAACGAUUUGGCACAGUUCCCAUUAUGAUGAUUGUUAUAUAAAAAUCCAUUAGCCCGACUGCCGACCCAUUUGCAAACGAACCCGAAACUUGUUCGCCUAUCAAGGACACAGAUCUCUUUCUCGUCGAGAAGCUCUGCAUGAGCUCCGUGAGUCACCCAUAAACCAGCCCAUAAACAGCCGUGUCUUCUAGUAAAAGUGGAGCAGCAAUAAUAGGAAAUCAACAAAAGCGUUAUAGUCCAUUCCAAUGAGCGUUUGAGUGUCAUCCUCCUCCGGGGUACAGUGAAGUGUGAAUUGUGACCCCGAAUUUUAGUAGACUUGAAAAUGCAGUUGCUACUUUGGCUGUGCCUGCUCCUCCUGCUCCUCUGUCAUUGUAGUCCCAGCCAAGCUAAUAUUCUCAACACUUUGCUGGGCGUGCCUGCGGAAUGCGUCCACCAAACUGGUGUUUGGCCCUGCAAGUUGAGCUUCUCCUGCUGGCUGCAGGGCGGCAAACAUGCCAAGGGAUGUGGCAGCAACAAGUGGCUCUUCAGCUGCUGCGUCGCCGAGCCUCAGCACCAGCACCACUCCCCCUCGCCACUGGCCAAUCUGGUGGACUAUGGGAAGCUGAAGCUAAAUCUGAACAGCCUUCCCAAGCGAAUCAUGCUGCGCAGACGUGACGAUAACGAGCUUCUCAAUCUCAAGCCCGAAUGUGGACUACCAAGAACGGCACAGAACACGCUCCAGAAGCGCAUUAUUGGCGGUCGUCCGGCGCAGUUCGCGGAGUAUCCAUGGCAGGCACACAUCCGCAUUGCAGAGUACCAGUGCGGCGGAGUGUUAAUCUCGGCCAAUAUGGUGGCCACAGCCGCCCACUGCAUUCAGCAGGCUCAAUUGUCGGACAUUACAGUAUACCUAGGAGAGUUGGACACUCAGGAUCUGGGUCAUAUCCACGAACCGCUGCCAGUGGAAAAACACAGCGUUUUGCAGAAGAUCAUCCAUCCGCGCUUUAACUUCCGUAUGACACAGCCAGAUCGGUAUGACCUGGCUUUGCUUAAGUUGGCUCAGCCGACUGCCUUUACGGAGCAUAUCUUGCCCAUCUGCUUGCCGCAAUACCCAAUCCGGCUAAUUGGUCGCAAGGGUUUGAUUGCCGGAUGGGGCAAGACGGAGGCGCACAUGGGACACGCCGGCACUAACAUGCUGCAGGUGGCCAGUGUUCCAAUUAUAACCACCUUGGACUGCAUUCGUUGGCAUGAGAGCAAGCAGAUAAAUGUGGAGAUCAAGGCGGAGAUGUUUUGUGCUGGUCAUUCCGAUGGCCAUAUGGAUGCCUGCUUGGGGGACUCUGGUGGCCCGCUAGUGAUCAAGGAACGUGGACGUUUUGUGCUCGUAGGCAUAACCAGCGCGGGCUUCGGUUGCGGAGUAGAUCAUCAACCAGGCAUCUAUCACAACAUUCAGAAGACUGUGAGGUGGAUACAGGAAGUGGUGACCCGCAACGAGUUAUAGCUGGAGAUGACCCUGAAAAUCCCCUCCGAACCUUUGGCAAUGCAACCCAUCUCAUUAGUUUACGACUCGUAGCAUUAGGCAAUGGAAAUGUGCAAUCCGCCGCCAGAGACGCAAUAUUUAUUAGAUUUAAUA